AUGGGUACCGCGCUGUCCUGCUGCGUCGCGUCCAGUCCCAAGCUCCGGCGGAAGGACCACUCCAGACUCGAGUCGUGUCCGGAGUCCGACCUGAGCCGAGAGGACACGGUCUGCAGCCACCUCCAGCAUAUCAGCGACCGCGAGAACACUGGAGCAUUUCUACCGCUUCACUUCCCCUGCAGCAACACACACUUCUCCUGCAGCAACACACACUUCUCCUGCGGCAACACACACUUCUCCUGCAGCAACACACACUUCCCCUGCAGCAACACACACUUCUCCUGCAGCAACACACACUUCCCCUGCAGCAACACACACUUCUCCUGCAGCAACACACACUUCUCCUGCGGCAACACACACUUCUCCUGCGGCAACACACACUUCUCCUGCGGCAACACACACUUCCCCUGCGGCAACACACACUUCCCCUGCGGCAACACACACUUCCCCUGCGGCAACACACACUUCCCCUGCGGCAACACACACUUCCCCUGCGGCAACACACACUUCCCCUGCAGCAACACACACUUCACCUGCAGCAACACACACUUCCCCUGCAGCAACACACACUUCCCCUGCAGCAACACACACUUCUCCUGCGGCAACACACACUUCCCCUGCGGCAACACACACUUCCCCUGCGGCAACACACACUUCCCCUGCGGCAACACACACUUCUCCUGCGGCAACACACACUUCUCCUGCAGCAACACACACUUCCCCUGCGGCAACACACACUUCCCCUGCGGCAACACACACUUCUCCUGCAGCAACACACACUUCUCCUGCAGCAACACACACUUCCCCUGCGGCAACACACACUUCCCCUGCGGCAACACACACUUCCCCUGGAGCAACACACACUUCCCCUGCAGCAACACACACUUCCCCUGCGGCAACACACACUUCCCCUGCGGUAACACACACUUCUGCAGCAACACACACUUCCCCUACGGCAACACACACUUCUGCAGCAACACACACUUCCCCUGCGGCAACACACACUUCUCCUGCAGAAACACACACUUCCCCUACGGCAACACACACUUCUGCAGCAACACACACUUCUCCUGCGGCAACACACACUUCUCCUGCAGCAGCACACACUUCCCCUGCGGCAACACACACUUCCCCUGCGGCAACACACACUUCUCCUGCGGCAACACACACUUCCCCUGCAGCAACACACACUUCUCCUGCAGCAACACACACUUCUCCUGCAGCAACACACACUUCCCUUGCGGCAACAUACACUUCCCCUGCGGCAACACACACUUCUCCUGCAGCAAAACACACUUCCCCUGCAGCAACACACACUUCUCCUGCGGCAACACACACUUCCCCUGCGGCAACACACACUUCCCCUGCGGCAACACACACUUCCCCUGCGGCAACACACACUUCCCCUGCGGCAACACACACUUCUCCUGCGGCAACACACACUUCUCCUGCGGCAACACACACUUCCCCUGCGGCAACACACACUUCUCCUGCGGCAACACACACUUCUCCUGCAGCAACACACACUUCCCCUGCGGCAACACACACUUCCCCUGCGGCAACACACACUUCUCCUGCGGCAACACACACUUCCCCUGCGGCAACACACACUUCCCCUGCGGCAACACACACUUCCCCUGCGGCAACACACACUUCCCCUGCGGCAACACACACUUCCCCUGCGGCAACACACACUUCUCCUGCGGCAACACACACUUCUCCUGCGGCAACACACACUUCUCCUGCGGCAACACACACUUCUCCUGCGGCAACACACACUUCUCCUGCGGCAACACACACUUCCCCUGCGGCAACACAUACUUCCCCUGCGGCAACACACACUUCUGCAGCAACACACACUUCUCCUGCGGCAACACACACUUCUCCUGCAGCAACACACACUUCCUCUGCAGCAACACACACUAUACGAGCACAAAAGAGUUGAAUCUGGCCUGGAACCCUUCAGAUCAUCCAGGAGACAGCACCAUGUUCCUCAGCAAGUCCCACACUGACGUUCGGGACAAAAGGAAGAGUCUGUACAUCAACAAUAACGGCACGAGUCGGAGGAAGUACAGCUCGUGUUCCACCAUCUUCCUCGACGACAACACAGUGAGCCGCCCGCACCUCAAGUACACGGUCAAAUGUUUGUCUUUGGCCAUUUACUACCACAUCAAGAACAGGGAUCCAGAGGGUGGAAUGGUGCUGGACAUUUUUGACGAAAAACUUCACCCUCUCACUAAACACGAGGUGCCUCUGGACUACGACAAACUGGAGCCGGAGCAGAAACAGAUUUACAGAUUUGUGAGGACGCUUUUCAGUGCAGCGCAACUCACAGCAGAGUGCGCUAUCGUCACACUGGUGUACCUGGAGCGGCUGCUGACUUAUGCAGAGAUGGACAUCUCUCCUUCAAACUGGAAGAGGAUCGUUCUCGGAGCCAUUCUGCUCGCAUCCAAAGUGUGGGACGACCAGGCCGUGUGGAACGUGGACUACUGCCAGAUCCUCAAGGACAUCACCGUGGAGGACAUGAACGAGUUGGAGCGCCACUUCCUGGAGCUGCUGCAGUUCAACAUAAACGUCCCGUCCAGUGUUUACGCCAAAUAUUACUUCGACCUGCGUUCGUUAUCGGAGACAAACAACCUGAGCUACCCCCUGGAGCCCCUCAGCCGGGACAAGGCUUAUAAACUCGAGGCAAUUUCUCGACUUUGUGACGACAAAUACAGAGAUGCCCGAAGAGCAGCCAGGAAGCGGUCAGCGAGCGUUGACAACCAGUGUGGGGUCGCAUGGGUCCCAGCCAUCCUGUCCUAA
Knipowitschia caucasica is the source of this 2805-nucleotide messenger RNA. The record is from the annotation of a GenBank genome assembly. NCBI's taxonomy places the organism in Eukaryota, Metazoa, Chordata, Actinopteri, Gobiiformes, Gobiidae.